AUGGAGUCAGGAGAGCAAGAAAUCAACGGCUUGUUUUCCACACCUACUGAAUGGUCGAUGGUCUGCGGGUGGCAGCCCCGGCAGGCGACGAAUAUGACGUCACGACCCAGCAACCAAUGGAAAGUAGACAACUCACACGUGUUCCCGGCUUCACUCCCAAGGGCAAUGGCAUCUCGUUACGUGGCCAUGCCGGUGUGGAAUAUUCGACCCAAGUUCAUGAUGGCUACCUUUUCAGUCCCCAUAAUUUUCUUAGUUUUGUUUUUCCAAACUGUCCUGUGUGGAGAGCACGAUGUGGUCCAACUGUCUGAUGACAACUUUGAGCAUAAGCUCAAAAGGGUUGAUAAUGCUUUGGUGAUGUUCUUUGCACCCUGGUGUGGUCACUGUAAGAAGCUGAAGCCAGAAUUUGAAGAGGCAGCCAAGAUCUUGAAGAAUGAUGAUCCUCCAGUUCUCCUGGCAAAGGUUGACUGUACUGAAAGUGGAAAGGACACUUGUGGAAAAUUUGAUGUAAGUGGAUAUCCCACUCUGAAGAUCUUUCAGGAAGGUGUUUUAUCAAAGGAAUAUGAAGGGCCUCGGGAUUCAAAGGGAAUUGUUCGAUACAUGCGUCAGACAGUAGGACCUGCAGCCAAGUCAUUUAAUAGCAUUGAGGAGGUGGAGAAGUUCCUGUCAUCACAGGAUGCAGCCAUCAUUGGAUUCUUCAAAGAUGACUCUUCUGAUAUGGCAAAGCAAUUCAAGAAAUUGAGUGACAAGAAGAGGACUGUGUGGAAGUUUGGGGUCACUAAUAAAGAUGAUGUCUUGGACAAAUAUGGAUACAAAGACAAUGUAGUGCUGUUCCAUCCCAAGCAACUCCACAGCAAGUUUGAAGAGUCCAAGUAUGUUUUCCCCAAGGAUGGUAGCAUGGAGUUGGAAGACUUCAUCCGCAAGUUCCAGCAUGGCUUAGCUGGUCAUCGCACUCCUGACACAGUCACUGACUUCUUUGACCCAGAUAUUCCUCUCAUUGUUGCCUAUUACAAUGUUGAUUAUGUCAAGAAUCUCAAAGGAACCAAUUAUUGGCGGAAUCGUGUCAUGAAGGUGGCCAAGGAUUUCCUUGGGAAGUUGCGCUUUGCAGUUGCCAACCAUAAUGACUUCCAGAAUGAACUCAAUGACUUUGGAAUCACUUUCACUUCUGGCGAGAAACCUGUCAUUGGAGCCAAGGAUGGAAAAGGGCAGAAAUUUAUCAUGGAUGGGGAGUUCAGUGUGGAGAAGUUGGAAAAAUUUGCCCAGGAUUUGUUGGAUGGGAAACUGCAGCCACAUGUGAAGUCUGAGGAUACCCCUGAACCAGGCCCUCCAGGCUCAGUCACAGUUGCUGUUGCCAAGAACUUCAAAGAAGUUGUCACUGAUAAUGGCAAGGACACACUGCUUGAAUUCUAUGCUCCAUGGUGUGGUCACUGCAAGAAACUUGCCCCUAUCUAUGAUGAGUUGGCUGAGAAGAUGAAGGAUGAAGAUGGCAUUGCAAUUGUGAAGAUGGAUGCCACGUCCAAUGAUGUUCCGUCCACAUAUCAAGUCACUGGAUACCCAACCCUGUACUGGGCACCCAAGAACAAGAAGGAUUCACCCAUCAGAUAUUCAGGUGGUCGAGAACUGGAUGACUUGAUCAAGUACAUUGCUGAGCAUGCCACUGAUGAACUCAAGGGCUGGGAUCGGAAUGGAAAGAAGAAGAAGGAAGAGCUCUAAGGACAAAUUAGGCUGAGCUUGGGUUGAGUGAAAUUUUGGAUAGGCCUACAAGUUUGGAUGUUUUAAUUUUUAAUGCAUAUUAUGUCACUUUCCCUCAUAUUGAAAAUUUUUUUGUCUCUCUGUGUUUAAAAGAGGCGCAUUCCACUCGCUGCAGGUCUCUGUGAUAUUGCAAGUGUGAACACUGUCUCAUCUCCUUGUUUUCUCUUGAAAAUGGUUCAAUGUGUCCUUGUGAGUGGGAAUAAAUGUAAGACUGUUCAUAAGCCUGAACUCUGUUCUCUAGACAACCAUAAGUUGAAGGUAGAGGUAAGAAGAUUUUUUAUUCAGCUAUGAUGAAUGAUACAAAGCAGAAGAAACACCAUAGGACUGGAAAGCAUCCAUUCGACCUCUAAGUGGAUGUGGACGAAGACCAAGGCCUUGUGAUGGGUUCCAACGCAUUUCUUGUCUCUCUGGAUUUUCUGGUUUAUGCUUGUGAAGAGCCU
Messenger RNA from Darwinula stevensoni, 2189 nucleotides. The record is from the annotation of a GenBank genome assembly. NCBI's taxonomy places the organism in Eukaryota, Metazoa, Arthropoda, Ostracoda, Podocopida, Darwinulidae.